Cajanus cajan (pigeon pea) is the source of this 2494-nucleotide messenger RNA. Lineage: Eukaryota; Viridiplantae; Streptophyta; Magnoliopsida; Fabales; Fabaceae. The record is from RefSeq and is a predicted model, not a curated record.
AUGGGUGACCAACCUGGACCUCGAGAGAGAACACUUAGGGAGAUGGCUGCACCUGAUUUCACAUAUGAGAGUCUAUGCAUUCAAUAUCCUAAGGAAGAUAUUCCUUUUGUGCUUAAAACUGGACUGAUCCAUUUGUUGCCUAAGUUUCAUGGUCGUGCAGGUGAGGAUCCACACAAGCAUCUCAAGGAGUUCCACAUAGUUUGUUCCACCAUGAGGCCACAUAAUGUCCCUGAAGAUCACAUCUACCUGAAAGCAUUCCCUUUUUCAUUGGAGGAUCUUGCCGAGGACUGGUUGUACUAUCUGACUCCUGGUUCAAUAACAAGCUGGGAUGACUUAAAGAGAGUGUUCCUCGAAAAAAUUUUCCCUGCAUCCAGGACCACUUCAAUCCGGAAGGACAUAUCUGGGAUUAGGCAACUCACGGGGGAGAGCUUAUACGAGUACUGGGAGAGAUUCAAGAGGCUGUGUGCUAGCUGCCCUCACCAUCAAAUUUCUGAGCAGCUAUUAUUGCAGUACUUCUAUGAGGGGUUGAACAUAAUGGAUAGAAGCAUGAUUGAUGCAGCUAGUGGAGGAGCUUUAGGAGAUAUGACACCUGCUUCUGCUAGAGGGCUGAUUGAAAAAAUGGCGUCCAACUCACAACAAUUCAAUAUGAGGAGUGAUGCCAUAGUUGUGAGGGGUGUGCAUGAUGUGGUAGCCUCAGAUUCCACUGAACACAAAAAGCUGGAGAGUAAGAUUGAUGCUCUCACCACCUUGGUUUCACAACUGGCUGCAAAUCAAAAAUCAGCUCCACCACCAGCAAAAGUAUGUGGCAUCUGCACUUCAAUUAAUCAUCCAACAGAUGCUUGUCCCUCCUUGCAAGACUCUUCUACAGGUCCUGAUGCCCCACAAGCAUAUGCUGCCAACAUUUACAACAACAGACCUCCACACCAGCAACAACAUAAUUAUGAUCUGUCUUCCAAUAAAUACAAUCCUGGUUGGAGGAAUCAUCCUAACUUGAGGUGGGGAAACCCUCAACAGCAGCAAAAUCCACCACCUUUCCAGAAUAAUCCCUCAAGUUCUACAUAUCAGCCUCCUCAACAGAGACCUCCUCCUGCACCUGCAGCCCAACCAGCUCCUCAACCUUCUACUUCUGAACCUUCAUUGGAGGAGUUAGUGAGGCAGAUGACUCUUCAAAACAUGCAGUUCCAACAAGAGACCAGGGCUUCCAUACAGAGUUUGACAAAUCAGAUGGGUCAGAUGGCAACUCAGCUCAAUCAGGCACAGUCCCAAAAUUCAGACAAGCUACCUUCACAGACUGUGCAGAAUCCGAAAAAUGUGAGUGCCAUCACCUUGAGGUCUGGCAAACAAAUUGACAUACCAGCACCACCUACAGCUGUUGUACCCCCACCUGAGCCUACAGUUGAGAAAGAGGGCCAUACAAGUAGUAGCAAAAAUUUUCAUGCAGGUGGACCUUCUUCCAGUGCACACAGUGAUGAUCUACAUCAGCCUCCUAUCCCUCUUCCAUUUCCACCAAAAUCAAUUUCAAGCAAAAAGAUGGAAGAGGUGGAUAAGGAUAUCUUGGAGACUUUCAGGAAGGUGGAGGUGAACAUACCUUUGCUGGAUGCCAUCAAGCAAAUUCCCAAAUAUGCUAAAUUUCUGAAAGACUUGUGCACCCACAAGAGGAAGCUGAAGGGCAAUGAGCGAAUCAGCAUGGGCAGAAAUGUUUCAGCACUCAUAGGUAAAUCUGUUCCACAUAUUCCUGAAAAGUGUAAGGACCCAGGUACAUUUUGUGUACCUUGCAUUAUUGGUAACAAUAAAUUUGAAAAUGCCAUGCUUGAUUUAGGAGCUUCAAUUAAUGUCAUGCCUCUGUCUAUUUUUAAUUCUCUGUCUCUUGGUACUUUGCAACCUAUGGGUAUGGUCAUUCAGUUGGCCAAUAGGAGUGUUGCCCACCCUACAGGUUUUGUAGAGGAUGUCUUGGUUCGGGUUGGAGAACUUAUUUUUCCUACUGAUUUUUAUGUUCUUGAUAUGGAGGAUGGAUUCUACCAAGGUUUUGUCCCAAUCAUUCUAGGCAGACCAUUUUUGAAAAUAGCCCGGACCAAGAUUGAUGUUUAUGCUGGCACCUUGUCUAUGGAAUUUGGUGAUAUUGUUGUUCAUUUUAAUAUUUUGGAUGCCAUGAAAUUUCCUUUUGAAGCUCAUUCUUUUUUUCGUGCUGAAUUGAUUGGUGAUAUAGUUGAUGAGCACAUUUAUGAUUUUGAUUCUUCUCAUGCUAAGAAGCAUUCAUUUUCACUUGAUUUGUAUAGCUGUCUUUCAUGCAUUGAGUCUGAGUCUGAGUCUGAGUCUGGAUCUGAAUGUGAAACUGAUUAUGAGGCAUCUGAAUUUGACACUUUGGGUGUUGUUGAUGUACAGGUUGUGGAACCCCUUCUCCUUUCUUUGGUUCCUUCUAAUGUUCAGCCAGCACCUACACCAGAGUUGAAGCCUCUUCCACAAGAUCCUCCAAUGAAAAAGGGAAUGCUUUCAG